AUGGGUAGUGAAGCAGGGUGCCACUGCGCUGUGUGCGCCGAAUCGGGCUGUCCCGGAGGGGCUGGGGCCGCCGAGCUGAACCUUGAUAAUGUUGAAGGCAUAGCAGUGGACUGGAUUGGAAAUAAUCUUUAUUGGACAAAUGAUGGCCACAGGAAAACGAUUGCUGUAGCCAGGCUGGAGAAGGCUGCUCAGAGCAGAAAAACCUUGCUGGAGGGAGACAUGUCCCACCCCAGAGGAAUUGUGGUUGAUCCUGUCAAUGGCUGGAUGUAUUGGACCGACUGGGAAGAAGAUGAAAUAGAUGACAGCGUGGGAAGAAUUGAGAAGGCAUGGAUGGAUGGCUACAGUCGGCAGAUUUUUGUAACAUCAAAGAUGCUGUGGCCAAAUGGUUUAACUCUGGACUAUCAUGCCAAUGUGUUAUACUGGUGUGAUGCCUAUUAUGAUCACAUUGAAAGGAUAUUUUUGAAUGGAACUGACAGAAAGGUAGUCUACAAUGGAAAAGAUUUGAAUCAUCCUUUUGGACUAUCACAUCAUGGAAAUUACAUUUACUGGACAGAUUAUAUGAAUGGGUCAAUUUUCCAGUUGGAUCUGGUUACAAGGAAUGUGACGCUGUUAAGAAGUGAGAGACCACCUUUGUUUGGACUCCAGAUUUAUGAUCCACGUAAACAGCAAGGUGAUAAUGCAUGUCGUGUUAAUAAUGGAGGCUGCAGCACUCUUUGUUUAGCUGUUCCUGGAGGCAGAGUUUGUGCCUGUGCUGAUAAUCAGGUUUUGGAGGAAAACAGUACAACCUGCAAGAUUAAACAUGGAGAAGUGCUACCACAGUUAUGCAAAACUGAACAGUUUCAGUGCAACAAUGAACGCUGUAUCCAGGAUCGCUGGCGCUGUGAUGGGGAUGAUGACUGUCUGGAUGGCAGUGAUGAGCGUUCUGAAAUUUGCUUCAAUCAUAGUUGUCCUGACGAUCAUUUUAAGUGCCAAAAUAAUCGCUGCAUUCCCAAGAGGUGGCUUUGUGAUGGAGCUAAUGAUUGCGGUAAUAAUGAAGAUGAAUCCAGUAAAACCUGUUCAGCAAGAACGUGUCAGGUUGAUCAAUUUUCGUGUGGGAAUGGACGCUGUAUUCCAAUGUCAUGGCUGUGUGACAGGGAGGAUGACUGUGGAGAUGAAACUGAUGAAAUGACAUCCUGUGCUCGCAGAUGCAGUGGGAAGGAGUUUCAAUGCAGUCCUGAUGGGAACUGUGUUCCUGAGUUGUGGCGCUGUGAUGGAGAGAAGGACUGUGAAGAUGGUAGUGAUGAAAAAGGCUGUAAUGGAACUAUACGACUGUGUGAUGAAAAAACGAAGUUCUCCUGCAAGAGUACAGGGAGAUGCAUUAGCAAAGCAUGGCUAUGCGAUGGCGAUAUUGAUUGUGAGGAUCAGUCUGAUGAGGAUAAUUGCGAGGGCUAUAUGUGUGGACCACCAAAAUACCCUUGUGCUAAUGAUACCUCCAUCUGCCUACAGCCUGAGAAGCUCUGCAAUGGGAGAAGAGAUUGUCCUGAUGGAUCUGAUGAAGGCGAUCUUUGUG
Nestor notabilis (Kea) is the source of this 1549-nucleotide messenger RNA. RefSeq names its product low-density lipoprotein receptor-related protein 1B-like. The transcript is spliced from 11 exons. Gene Ontology annotation, molecular function: protein binding. The annotation marks the transcript as partial. Lineage: Eukaryota; Metazoa; Chordata; Aves; Psittaciformes; Psittacidae. The record is from RefSeq and is a predicted model, not a curated record.